AUGGAUCAAGAAAAUAAGGAUUCAACGCAAAAGCCCGAAGCUGAAGUAAUCACUCUUGAAGACAAUGAAGAAGAUAAAGUGGUUACCAUUAAUGACGUGUUCUCCGACAGUGAUGAUGAAUGCCAAUUCAUGACCGAGAAAAACACGAAGAUCUGCACUUACCCUGAAGGAUACAAACCUCGCCAAGCCAUUUACACCUGCACUACUUGUGCUCCUUCGCCACCUUUUGCUGCUAUCUGUGUUGGAUGUGCAGUGAAUUGCCAUGAAGGGCAUACUUUGAUUAAUCUCUACACCAAACGCCGUCUCUGCUGUGAUUGUGGAAACUCUCGAACUCCCAACAACAAGUGCACGCUUUUUGAAGAAAAAGCUCACGAGAACAGGCGCAACGUUUACGACCAUAACUUUGAUGGAUCGUUUUGCAUGUACAAAUGCACCUGGAAUCCCGACGAAUCUCAAGCUGAACCCAUGGCUCAAUGUCUCCUCUGCGAAGAUUGGUUUCAUUUUUCACACCUUGGAAUGGACAUUGACAAGAAAGAAACUCCUCCAGCUGGAGAUUUAAUCUGUGUGCGUUGUGUUGACAAAUACCCAUGGGUUCGAGCGUUGAUGGCUAAUCCAGAAGGCACUUUUUGCGUAGUUAAGCAAAUGAGGGAAAAUACGGAACUUUCGGAGAAAGCUGUCAGGUUUGUCAUAUUACGCCCUGAUGUAUGGAGAAAGAAUCUUUGCAAGUGCAACGAUUGUUUGGCUUAUCUUGAAGAUGCUGGUCUUGAAUAUUUGUACGAUGAGGAUGACAUGCUUUCGGUCUAUGAAAAAGAGCUUGAAGCUGAAAAAGAGGAAGAAGAACCAGCAAAUUUCACCGAGCUUGCCACUAGAAUGGUUGGUGAUAAGGGUCCCGAUGCCGUACUUUAUGCCGUCCAAUGUAUCAACGCAUUCAAGGCUGAACUCGAUACAAUGCUGAAAGAAGCUGCUGAGAAAAACCAGGUUGUCACUAAGGACCAUGUGAAUCAAUUCAUGGAAAAGAUUCACAAGCGACGGCUUGAAGAACGAGAACGACUUGAAAACGAAGCGGCGAAGAGGGCACGACUUGAGGGAUAUCAGGCAGAAGACGAUCAUCCUGGCGAU
This is a messenger RNA of Mesorhabditis belari, 1119 nucleotides long. The record is from the annotation of a GenBank genome assembly. Lineage: Eukaryota; Metazoa; Nematoda; Chromadorea; Rhabditida; Rhabditidae.